Molecule: messenger RNA, 2582 nt
Organism: Brassica napus (rape)
Lineage: Eukaryota; Viridiplantae; Streptophyta; Magnoliopsida; Brassicales; Brassicaceae
Product: probable CCR4-associated factor 1 homolog 11
Exons: 2
Coding region: 421-1233 (270 amino acids)
Cellular component (GO): P-body; CCR4-NOT core complex; CCR4-NOT complex
Molecular function (GO): nucleic acid binding; poly(A)-specific ribonuclease activity
Source: RefSeq, a predicted model, not a curated record
UCUUAAAAUACGUUAGAUAUUCAUUGUUUGUAACCUUGACCGCACAGACAAUCUAACAUAUAUAAUCCCUUGUAUUAUACUAACUAAUGGAGAUGAGAUGUAUUUCAUUCAUUAAAUUAAUAACGACUUGGAUGUGCAGAUACAAUGAUUGGGGGAUACAAAAGCAGCCAGCUUGGACCGAGUCUAAACACAGAAGUUGCAUUUGUAACAACAACCCUGAGAGUCAAAGCAAUCUCCACGACGCGUUUCUCACACUCUACCACCACUUCCUCCUCUCUUCACGUCUCUCCUUUCCUCGUAACUCUUCACUUCACUUUUCUUUUCCACAAAACACCUAUAUAUACCUCAAAAUCUGCACAUGUCAAAAUUAGAAACAAAUAAUAAAUCUAAAGACGAAGAAGAGACUUUGAAUCGAUAACGAUGAUCACUCCUUCAGUGGUGGUUCGUGAGGUCUGGGCGGAUAAUCUAGAAUCUGAGUUCGAGAUGAUCAGCGGGAUCGUCGAAGACUAUCCGUUCAUCUCCAUGGACACGGAGUUUCCCGGCGUGAUUUACAAGGCGGAUCUCCGCCGUCUAAACCCUGGUUACCUCUACAAGCUUCUCAAAUCCAACGUCGACGCUCUCAGCCUCAUCCAGGUCGGUCUCACUCUCUCCGACGCCGACGGAAACCUCCCCGAUCUCGGCGGCGGCGGCGGAGGGAGCCGAUUCAUCUGGGAGUUCAACUUCCGCGACUUCGACGUCGACCGCGACCCCCACGCGCCGGACUCGAUCGAGCUCCUCCGCCGCCACGGGAUCGAUUUCGAGCGCAACCGCAGCGACGGCGUCGAUUCGGGGAGGUUCGCGGAGCUGAUGGUGUCGUCGGGGCUGAUCUGCAACGAGUCGGUGAGCUGGGUGACGUUUCACAGCGCGUACGAUUUCGGUUACCUCGUGAAGAUCCUCACGCGCCGGGAGCUUCCGGGGUCGUUGGGGGAGUUUCUACGGUUGCUCAGGGCGUUUUUUGGGGAGAGAGUGUACGACGUGAAGCAUAUGAUGAGGUUCUGCGAGCGGAGGUUGUUUGGCGGUUUGGACCGGGUGGCUAGAUCGCUUGAGGUAAACCGGGAGGUUGGGAAAUGCCAUCAGGCCGGUUCGGAUAGCUUGCUGACGUGGCAGGCGUUUCGGAGGAUGAGGGAUUUGUAUUUUGUUGAGGAUGGGCCGGAGAAGCAUGCCGGGGUUUUGUACGGUUUAGAGGUUUUUUAAGAAGAGGGUUUUGGGGGUUAUUAAACUAAUUAACUCAAUUUAAUCAAUUGUAGUUAAUGGAGUAUAUGGGGAUUUAAUUUUUUUUUUUAUUUUUUUUUGUCGGCUUGGGGAUUUAAUUAUACAGUAGAAAUUGAAAAUUCUUUUUGUUCAUCCUCGUUUCUUCAGAGUCAGCUACAGCUUAAUAUAUGAAUCACAACAGAAAAGAAAUUGACCAGAAACUUUUUUUUUUUUUUGUAACACCGACCAGACUUAAACCAUAAUAUAUUCGAUAUUCGAGUUUCUAUGGUUUUAGUUUUUACCACAUAUGGACCCACCUGAAUGAUGAAAAUAAUUUUAUGAUAAUAUAAUUUAACAAAAACAAUGGAAAAUGAUGUGAUAUAAUCCAUUUUGAAUUGUUUUAAAGUAUUUUAUUGAAGAUCAUAUAUUUAAAUAAUUUUUUUAAUAUUUCUAAAAUUGGAUUUAUAAUUAUAUUUUUAUAUAUAUUUUUAUAUUAAUUAUUCAUAUAUCAACGGAAUUUUAACCAAACCAAAUUAAACUUUCAAGGUUGUUUUAUUAAGUUACAGAUAUCCUAAAAGUUAGUUCAAAUAUAUUAUGUAAGAAAAUCGUAUUGAAACCCGAAUAUCUGUUAACACAUCCUUUAAGGUAUAACUUUGAAAUCAGAAGGAAAAUUGUAAAUCAUAAUUCACUCAUCCUCGUCGAAAACUGGAAACCAUAAUUCACAUCUUUGAUUUUUAUAUAUUUCUUAAAUGGUUCACAUAUAAUCUUGCAUGAUGGAAUCAUAAAACAUACUGUAUAUAGUAAAGAGAACUAAAAUAAAAUAAAAUUAUUCACAAUAUUGUAACACACAUGACACAUUCAUGGGGAUCCGUUUCUCAUCUUAAAUGAAGAGGUUUGGUGUGAGUUAUCAUCAUUAUCAUCAACAGGAUUAACAUAAAGACGUAGCAAUCUGCCAAGUGAGUUUCCACGGCGGCCGUGUGGUGGCCCGAGAAGUGAACAGACGUCCACAAAAGCCCGGACGAUGAGAUUGUGUUGAGGAGGAGGGUUUAUGUCCAGGAAACACCUAAGAAGCUCCUUAAGAUCAUCAUCUGUUUUGAUAUCUCUCUCCUUGAUCAUCUGAUUCAUAGACAUCUUGUAAUCUUCGAAUGGAUUGGAUGAUUCCUUAGCCAUUGCGACGCUCUCAUCAAUCUUAGGACAUGGGCUGCGUAACACCGUGGGAGAAACCGGUAGUCCUGGGGUGUAGUGGCUGUGAGAUGGAGGCGGGACGGUGGAGCCGCAACCACAGGGCAUGAAAAUGGGCUUGAGUAUGGUUUUGAGUGUAUAUUUCAUCUUCUUCUUCAAAGGCAUUUUUU